CUCAUUUCCCAGCUCUUCUGCGUCGUUCUCUUCUCCCCUCUUCCUCUCCAAACAAACAUUUUCUCUUCCUCUUCUUCACACACAAAAACUCUCUCCCCCAAAACCAACCAUCAUCAUGAGCGCUGCAUUCACCAAGGCCGCUGAGGACUCCAAGAAGUUGCUCGCCAAGCCCUCCAACGACGAGCUUCUCGAGCUCUACGGUCUCUUCAAGGUCGGCAACAGUGAAGACAUCUCCAAGGCUCCCGCCCCCGGCAUGUUCGACAUGAAGGGCAAGGCUAAGAAGGCUGCCUGGCAAAAGGUUGUCGAUGAGGGCAUCUCCGCUGAGGCUGCCCAGGAGCGCUACGUCCAGCUCGUCGAGACCCUCAAGGCCAAGCACGGUUUCGAUGAGAACAAGGUCCCUGAGGCCGUCGGCAACUAGAGCAUGUUCGCAGUCUCCAAUAUAAACGUUGAUUCUCUUAUUCUCAGUCCGUCAGCCGUGAUCCGGUUCGACUAAAGACGUCAGACCCAAGACGGAGGCUGGUGGAUGUUAUUAUAUGUAACGAAGAUCAUGUCGAGCAUAGAAUAUAUAUAUAUAUAUAUGUAUAUGAGUAUCUUGGCCAUGCGUGCUACGGUCAGUGCACAAAGUAAUGCCGAGUAUUGAGACUUCACAACUUGGACCAAACUAUUUUUGAUCACGGGACAUAAUUCUGCCUUUUUUUUGUAAACCGCCGGACGAUCGCUGUUUCACGCUUAGUCGAGUCUGAGAUCCCCAAGGGGCGAGGGGUAGUCUCAGAUAUCGAGGAAUGCAACCACCACGUGGACAAGCGUGUGAGGCAGACACGACAUAGAUAGACAUUUAUUGCGCGUUACAUUCCAUCAAGUCAACAUCGCGCUUCAUUGUUGUGGUGCAUGCCAGGGCACAAUCAACCAGACCACCAAGUCGGUAGUAGCGACGGUAACAAUGUUUAUUUGUUGCGGCGGCAAAGCGGCUCGCGGCAUCGGCCGGCGAUCCGAUUGACUUCAAUGGGCGGCGAUGCUAGAGAUACCAAUAUUCCAUAUAGAGACGACUAUCGAGAAAUAUAUUGCACAUUAGAUUGAACACACAGACACAUGUUUUGGGAUGAUAGAAUGCAGUGCAACAGUUGACUUGAUUCAUCGACCUAUUACGGUUUCCAGAUCGAAGCGUAAAAUCAAAUAAAUACGUUUGGAUGUGAAAAUGUACAGUUUCCGAGUGUGUCAAACCUCACUCAGCUAGGCCUCCAGCGCACAUGCUCAUCUCCUCCAUGUUCCAUCCCAAGCAAAGAAAAAAUCAACACAAAGUUAUAUAGCAAAAAAAGUAGUAAGGCGCACCAAACCAGACGAACCCUCGUCAAAGGGCCCGUAAAAAGAGAAGGGGAAUCAUCACGCAAAAUAGAUUGUGCCAGAAAUUGGAACCACAAACACGACAGCUGCUUCGAAAGAGGAUAAAAGCCAAAUUGUUAAGUCUCCUGGACCAUUGAAAUCAACAGAGGGGGGUCAAAUUGCCUGCCAAUUCAUAAACUCAUAAACUCGUGGGUGCGCUGUGCUGUUGCUUGCCUUGUGCUUUGUGCCACCUUGCCAACCGACGCCUCCACAGUCAAGGAGCUUGGUUGGUUAGGAGUUUACAGAAGGGCAACGAAGCCGGCAGCGACGAGGACGAGAGCGCUGACGCCAGUAGCGGCGGCACCAGAGCCGGCGGUGACAACAGCGGGCUUAGAGGGGACGACAGCAGGCAUGGUGGGAACAGCAGUGGUGACGGUGCUGUUGGAGGGGGUCCAGGCGGUGCUGUGGCCAGUGCUGGCAGACUCGGGGCAGUAAGUGGUGGUCAGGUUCUUGACGUCAGUGACGGUAGCAGCGGGGGUGCUGGAAGGAGCAGGAGUGCUGGUGCUGAGAGGACCGGUCUUGAGGCCGCCCUUGAUGGUGUAGGCAGCGGCGCAAGCGGCGAGGUCCAUGCCGUUGGGGCAGCACCAGGUCUUGAGGGCAGUGUCGUGAGUGCAGUAGUAGCCCUCGUCGCAAGAGUUGCCGGAGCCGUCAGUGCAGCAAGCCUGCUUAGUCUCGGGGGUGUAGCCAGCAGAGUCGCGGCGCAUGAGGCUCAGGCCGGGCAUGGCAGCGAGCAUGUAGGGCUGGGGCUCAGCGACAGCGUUGGCGGCAAAAGCCAGGACGGCGGCAGCGGUGGCAGUGGUGAAGUGCAUUUUGAUGGAUUUGUUUUGAUUUUCGGCGAGGAAAAGAGAGAUUGUUGGAUUCGUAAACGAAAGGUGCUUAAAAGCGACGGCAAGCCGAUUGAACGAUUGUGUUUAUUGAAGGAAUGGAACGAGUAUUGAAGAAUACUCUAGAGUCGCGCGAAAGCGGAAACGGCAGCGAGCCUUCGAAGACGAAGUUUGCGAUUGGAAGUGAAGGUUUGGUGAUGCAGAGGCAAAAACGAGGAAACGGG
Molecule: messenger RNA, 2428 nt
Organism: [Torrubiella] hemipterigena
Lineage: Eukaryota; Fungi; Ascomycota; Sordariomycetes; Hypocreales; Clavicipitaceae
Source: the annotation of a GenBank genome assembly